AUCUGUGGUCUUUUUUUUUUAACUCACUCUUGUUCUCACUCUGGUUCUUGAGGGUUUCUCUCUCCGGUAGAAGUUAACGAGCUGCUGUGUGUUGCAGGCGGAAGAGGUGAGAACCUGGGGGAGGGAAGAGAGACGAGCGCAAAGAGAGAGAUGGAUGAGGAGGGAGUACGAGCUCCGCUCGUAGCAUUGCUGUCAUCCGCAGGGCGGCUGCGCGCAUCACCGGCAGCCCAACUUCUGCUUUCCCCGGCCGCGCGCGCGCUCCAUCCAUGUAGCAUGAGUUGGAUUUAAACGCCUGGCCACGGACCGAUCGCUGGAGGAUCUCGCGAAUCCGAAGACGUGAAUCAUGAUGGAGUAUUGGAGGCAGUGCGCGCUGUGGCUGAUCAACUGCAAGGUGCUUCCAGCUAGCCACCGAGUGACAUGGGAGUCCGCUCAGGUAUUCGACCUGGCUCAAACCCUCCGGGAUGGAGUCCUCCUGUGCCACCUGCUCAACAACCUGAGGCCGCAGAGCAUCAACCUGAAGGAGAUCAACCUCCGGCCGCAAAUGUCACAGUUCCUGUGCCUGAAGAACAUCAGGACUUUCCUGGCGGCGUGCAGCGAGGUAUUUGGAAUGAAGAAAAGCGAGCUCUUCGAUGCCUUUGACCUUUUCGACGUCAGGAACUUCGGGAAGGUUAUGGACACACUCUCCAGACUUUCACAUACUGCAAUUGCACAACAAACUGGAAUCAGACCAUUUCCUACGGAGGACAGUGUUGAUGAUGAGGACAUAUACAACCACCUGGAGGACCUUAUGGAUGAGAACGGAGUGGAGGAUGAGGAGGAUUUGUAUGACUGCGUCUAUGACGAUGAAGAGGGCGGGGAGAUCUAUGAGGAUUUGAUGAAGACAGAAGCCAUCGCUCCUCCGCCGUUCCAGAAGCAGGCAGAGACGGACAUCAGGAGCUGCUGCUUAACAGAGAUCAAGCAGACUGAGGAGAAAUACACAGAGACCUUGGAGUCUAUAGAGAAGCACUUUAUGUCGCCCCUCACCAUGUUUUUAUCCUUGGUGGAAAUAGAAAAGGUGUUUGUAAAUAUUCCAGACCUUGUCAGAGUUCAUAAGUGUUUACUGCUGGAAGUCCAAGACUCCGUCCUGCACAGAAGUGCUCAGAAUCUUUAUCAGAUCUUCAUCGCCUUCAAAGAGAGGUUGCUCAUCUACGGGAAAUACUGCAGCCAUGUGGAGACAGCCAUCGCCACACUGGACGACAUCUGCAAAAACAGAGAGGAUGUCCGCAUGAAGCUGGAGGAAUGCUCAAAGAGAGCAAACUAUGGGAAGUUCACACUGAGAGAUCUGCUUGUGGUUCCCAUGCAACGUGUCCUGAAGUAUCAUCUCCUCCUGCAGGAGCUGGUGAAGCACACUCACGAUCCCGCCGACAAGAGUAACCUACGGAAGGCCCUGGACGCCAUGAAGGAUUUGGCUCAGUAUGUGAACGAGGUCAAGAGAGACAAUGAGACUCUUCGGGAGAUCGAUCAGUAUCAGAGAUCAAUAGAAAACCUGAAUCAGCCCUUAAAAAACUACGGGAGGCCCAAAGGAGACGGGGAGGUGCGAGUGGCGUCAGUGGACAGGCGGGCAAAGCAGGACAGACACAUUUUUUUGUUUGACGCGGCGGUGAUCGUCUGCAAGCGGCGCGGCGACAACUACGAAAUGAAAGAAGUGAUUGACCUGCAUCUCUUCAAGAUCACCAACAACCCAACGUCGGACAAGGAGAACCGAAAGUGGUCCUACGGAUUCUACCUCACUCACAAUCAGGGCCAGAGCGGCUUUGAGUUCUUCUUCAAGACCAAAGAGCUGAAGAAGAAGUGGCUGGAGCAGUUUGGAAUGGCCAUAUCGAACCUCCGACCCGAGAAUGCAGCCGACAACUUCCACGAGUUUCGCAUGCACACCUUCGACAGAAUUACCUCCUGCAACUCCUGCCACAUGCUGCUGAGGGGCAUCUUCAACCAGGGCUACCUGUGCUCCAAGUGUGGCCUCGGCGCCCAUAAAGAAUGUCUGGGUCGCUUUGGCUCCUGUGGAAAAACAGAUUCUGGCUCCGUCAUAACUCAGGCUAAACAUCGAGACCCAGGUUUACCCAAAAUGCUCGCCGUCACCAACUACAGCGGCAUCCCAAGCCCCGCCUCUGGCCCCGCCCUCUACAUCCAAACGGGGGACAUCAUUGAGUUGAUCUGUGCUGACCUGCAGAGCCGAUGGUGGGAGGGCAGAAUCCUGGCGACAAAAGAAGUCGGCUUCUUCCCGAGUGAAGCCGUGCGGCCGUGUCCAUGCGUCCCAAAGCCUGUCGAUUUCUCCUCCCAGCCCUGGUUUGCAGGUCCCAUGGAGAGACUGCAGGCAGAGGCGGAGCUCAUAAACCGAGUCAACAGCACCUACCUGGUUCGCCAUCGCAGCAAAGAGUACUCGGAGUACGCCAUCAGCAUAAAGUACAACAAUGAUGUGAAACACAUAAAGAUCAUGACCAAGGACGGCUGCUACUACAUCGCAGAGAACAAGAAGUUCAGGAGCAUUUUAGAGCUGAUUGAGUACUAUAAGCACCACUCCCUGAGAGAAGGCUUCAAGAGUCUGGACACAACCCUGCAGUUUCCGUACCGACAGGCGGAGAACGCCGCCGUGCAUCGCUUCAACCGAUCAGGAGGAAACACCCCAUUGCUCUGCGGCCUGUCUCUUGUAACGGCUGCCGGCUACAGCUUUGUUCCUCCCUCCUCCGCUCCCUUCUGGUCAGUGCUCACCCCCAAAGUCAUAGGCGUGGCCAUCGCCCGCUACGACUUCAGCUCCCGCGACACCCGCGAGCUGUCGCUGCAGGAGGGGGACGUGGUGAAGAUCUACACCAAGACCGGAGCCAAUGGCUGGUGGAGGGGCGAAGUCAACGGCAGGGUCGGCUGGUUUCCGUCCACGUACGUGGAGGAGGGUGAGGAGUGAACCCUGAGGGGGAGGAGCCCGAUGACGGGAAAAGAAGCAAACCGAGCACAAGAGCAACGAGCCUCCGCUUUCCCUGCCACCUCCUGCUGCGCCCCGCUGCCUAAACCAACCCAGAGGCCUUCGGUAGAAGAAAAGGGCUAAAAGGCGCUGCAGACGCGCCGCGGCUAAAGGACCGUACCAACAAGCAGCUUGACUGUCAGCAGGGGUGGGGUGGUGGGACGACACUUCCUCCCCGUCUUCAUUCGUCCAUCCAUAAUUCAUCCAUCGCUUCCUCAUCGCCGCCCCCCAACUCCCACCUGUUUCCGCCUGCCAAGUCAGCUGUCGCCACCGCUCCCACGAGCGAGCGCUCAGGAGCCGCUCUUCCGUUCACGCGCUCAUCUAUCCGUGCGUUCAUCCAUCAGCCCCCACGCCGAGGGAAGAAAGUCAUCGCCCCUCUGGAGGAGGAACACAGAAAACCUCUUUUCUUUUUUCCCCUCUUCUUCUCCUCGGUUUCUUUGACCUUGCUUGUCUGGUGUUCCCCCGCGCAGGUUGUUAUUGAUGACUCUGCGACCCACAUUUCGCGUUAUGACGGCCGUGCACGCUCCCGAUGUCGUGUCGGAUAGCAUCACCGCACGGCGAUUGAUUCCUCUUUUUUUUCUCCACCCUCUACAUUCUUUAUCUCCAUCGCCGCCUCUCCUAUUUUUCCUUUUUUUAGUUGAGAGCGAUCUGCCGCUCUUAUCUGUGGCAGCUCCGCCAACAAAGGCCUAUUGGGUGACGGCUUAUCGUAAAGGAUACAUUAGCGCCUCGUCGCCGUGCGCCCUACCUGGAAGUUUAGAUCCCUCGCGUUACGCCAUAAAACCGCCUCCUUCCGUUGAUCCAAAUCUGUUCCACUUUUUGAAUGGUCGAAACACGGCUCUCUUACAUUUUCCCGACAGAAGAAAAAAGAAACUCAUCGAAUAAAUAAAUCCACUCUCUGCAAGGUCUCCUUAAUCCUCAAAGAGGUUUAUCCCACAGUUGAAAGAAGCCGUUACUGAACAACCUUCUUUUAAUAUAAACAGUCGUAAAAAAACAACAAAAACAUCUAAAGCAACAAGAGGAAGAAGUCCUCGGAGGUCGGCUUUGUGCGGGAAUGUUUACUCUUCCUCUCACAGGCGGCGGCGCUUUUCUCUGCUGCUAAACCCACUUCAAAAGGCUGUUGUUGUAUCAACACGUCCAUUUACUCCACUGUUAAUUAUUUUCCUUCAGACAAAAGGGGCACGCCGGUCACCGCCACAUGCGUGAAGGCCGCUGAAACGCUGCUCUUUUCAUGUCCCCAGUUCAAAGCGGACUUUUUUAUUUAUUUAUUUAUUUCCCACCACUUUAGUCCGUUUCUCUCUUCAGAUUUUCUCGACUCUAAACUUUCCCCGAGUUGACCACUGAAGAGAAGUCGAGAGAGAAAUGGAAAUGUGAAGGGAGAUGAAGGAAGCUGUCACCAGGCUAACUUGGGGAUUCUGCUCGGAGAAACAACCCCGAGGCAAUCUUUGCUGCCUGGAUCCCUCCACCCCUGUCGCCGCCGCCGCCUCUCUGCCACAUCUUCAUCGGUGCCUCUAGGUGUUUUCACAGAUGCACAAACUCCCAGUUUGAUGUAAAGAUAGUUUUUAGUGUGGAAUUAAUGGAGCCAUUAAGCGAGGAAAUAGUUAACAACUUCCUGUCAACUCCUGCACUUGUUAAAGCUAGGGAUGUCCUGAUCAGAUCACAAAAAUCUGGCCUGAUCUGACCCCAUUUCUAAUAGCAGAUAUUUCCUGAUACCGAUAUUUAAGUGUCAACAAUAACACCAAGUUUAGAUUUGCUUUUUGUUUCUUUCAUAGGAGUUAACAACUUUAUUUAUUUAUUUAUUUUAAUUAUCCUUUAUUUUAACCAGGAAAUCCCAUUGAGAUUAGAGAUAAGAUUUCCAGUGCCAAGAAUCUAUACGGAACAAGUCAAAAUAAAGUGCAUCUGAAAACAGUCAGAACAGUAUAUUGAGUAUUGAUCCAAAUCUAAUUUAAAUUAUGCAAAUAUCAGUAUUUCAGUAUCGAUAUCGAUACUGCCACGACAUAUCGCCUAUCCCUAUUUAUUUUCUUUAUAAUCAGCUCUUGACAUUUUAAGCUUAUUAUUACAAAUAAAUACUCUACUAAUAGUCUGUAUAACAAACGGAUCACAACAUUUUAUUGUCGUAAAACUCACCGGGAGCUACUACCAGCAGGAGGCACACAAAAGCAGUUUAAUUUAGAGAAAUAUUCACAGAUUCAGACUUU
Molecule: messenger RNA, 5190 nt
Organism: Oryzias melastigma (Indian medaka)
Lineage: Eukaryota; Metazoa; Chordata; Actinopteri; Beloniformes; Adrianichthyidae
Gene: vav3a
Product: guanine nucleotide exchange factor VAV3
Exons: 28
Coding region: 344-2938 (864 amino acids)
Biological process (GO): cell migration; regulation of GTPase activity; intracellular signal transduction
Cellular component (GO): plasma membrane; cytoplasm
Molecular function (GO): guanyl-nucleotide exchange factor activity; protein binding
Source: RefSeq, a predicted model, not a curated record